CCGCGCCGCGCGCUCUCCGCGCGCCCCUCCGGAGGGACUGCGGGGCCGCGGCUGGCGUCCCCGGGCUCGGAGCCUCCCGUCGGGCCGGCCCCCGCCUCCCCAAGCCGGAGCGAGCGCACACUCUGCGCCCGGGAGCCUCGGGCCACCUGACCCGCGCCCUCCGCCGGGGCACGCGGACACCCAGCAGGGGCACCCUGGCCUGGGCGCGGAGCCCGUGGCCCUUCCCCUCCCAUACAGCCCGGGCACGGGGGCACCUGACGGGGACCGGUGCCCUGGCCGGCCUCCUGCCUCGGCCAUUUCGCGGUCUCUUCGCCCCUGGGCGCAGUCAACUCCAGGGCCUGUGUGAGUCUAAGCAGUUUGUCGUUCUCCACGUUUGGAUUUAUUACAAGCAAAAUGGAAAUCGAAGUUUUCCUGGAAAUAAUCAAAUAAUAAUAAACCUCCAGCGUAGGAAUAGUGGACUUUGGAUCUGCUUUGAGAUGCUGAAGAUGAUGGAAGUCUAUAAGGAACCUAGAGAACAGCCCAUCUUCACCACCCGAGCGCAUGUCUUCCAGAUUGACCCCAACACCAAGAAGAACUGGAUGCCUGCGAGCAAGCAGGCGGUCACCGUUUCCUACUUCUAUGAUGUCACAAGGAACAGCUAUCGGAUCAUCAGUGUGGACGGAGCCAAGGUGAUCAUAAACAGCACAAUCACACCGAAUAUGACCUUCACCAAAACAUCGCAGAAGUUUGGGCAGUGGGCCGACAGCAGAGCCAACACGGUGUUUGGUUUGGGGUUUUCCUCUGAGCAGCAGCUGACAAAGUUUGCAGAGAAAUUCCAGGAGGUGAAAGAAGCUGCCAAGAUAGCCAAAGACAAGACGCAAGAGAAAAUCGAGACCUCAAGUAAUCAUUCCCAAGAAUCUGGGCGUGAAACCCCAUCUUCUACUCAGGCAUCCAGUGUCAAUGGGACGGACGAUGAAAAGGCCUCUCACGCCGGUCCAGCCAACACACACCUGAAGUCUGAGAAUGACAAGCUGAAGAUUGCCUUGACACAGAGCGCAGCCAACGUGAAGAAGUGGGAGAUCGAGCUGCAGACCCUUCGGGAGAGCAAUGCCCGGCUGACCACAGCACUGCAGGAGUCGGCAGCCAGUGUGGAGCAGUGGAAGAGGCAGUUCUCCAUCUGCCGUGAUGAGAAUGACCGGCUCCGCAACAAGAUUGAUGAGCUGGAAGAACAAUGCAGUGAGAUCAACAGAGAGAAGGAGAAGAACACGCAGCUGAAGAGGAGGAUCGAGGAGCUGGAGGCAGAGCUCCGAGAAAAGGAGACAGAGCUGAAAGAUCUCCGAAAACAAAGUGAAAUCAUACCUCAGCUCAUGUCAGAGUGCGAAUAUGUCUCUGAGAAGCUAGAGGCGGCAGAGAGAGACAAUCAAAACCUGGAAGACAAAGUGCGUUCCUUAAAGACAGACAUUGAGGAGAGCAAAUACCGACAGCGCCACCUGAAGGUGGAGUUGAAGAGCUUCCUGGAGGUGCUGGACGGGAAGAUUGAUGACCUGCAUGACUUCCGCCGAGGGCUCUCCAAGCUGGGCACCGAUAACUAGGGCUGGCCGAGGCCCAGGCCCCGCCCGUGAGUCCCAAGCGUGUGUGCGAGACCAGAUAGCUCUAGGACGUUCUUCUGUGUGCAUUGCUUCUGUAAAUGCAGGCGCAGUUUGUCGUGUUUCCAAACCAGUUGUGCCGUCCACUCACUCCUUUUCAGAAUAGAAAUCUCCUCUCGCUUCUCUGGCCUUUUGUGAGGUUGUGGACAACUGGAAGAUUCUGACUCAGGAAUCCAGAACUAGGUCUACCUUCAACAUUUAUGCAGUCAGGGCAGGGAUGUUUAUAUCUUUCGUAAGGGCUGUUGCAACCAUAUGAACUGAAAAAAAACGCAUUUUGUAAUCCAAAUAUUGAUAUUCUUUACACCAAGCCAUCAGGCUCCUUUUAUCAAAUAGCAUUCAGAGUAUUUGAAUGUCCACCAGGCACCAGCCCCGGAGGGCACAGAGAGAACAACAUACCUCUCUGUCAACAUCGAGAGGCUUUAAAACAACUGUUUAGUGGAAACUUUCUGAGAGAUGGAAAACAAGCUUCUGGUGGGUGCAUUUUCUGGCCCGGAGUUGCCUGCAUCCACGCUACUGCCCCCCUGCCCCCCAGUUUGUAUGGUUGCAACAGUGUUCCUUUUCUUGGUUUUAAUUUCUGAGCAGAUGAUUGUGCUGUGGGAACAGCACACAGUGAGGGUGCCUAGCACAAUGUCUGGCACAAAGUAGGUGCUUAAUAAAUAUUUGUUCAAUUAAAUGUG
Pan troglodytes (chimpanzee) is the source of this 2302-nucleotide messenger RNA. RefSeq names its product homer scaffold protein 2 (gene HOMER2). The record is from RefSeq and is a predicted model, not a curated record. Gene Ontology annotation, biological process: G protein-coupled glutamate receptor signaling pathway. The transcript has 9 exons. The coding region runs from base 477 to 1571 and encodes 364 amino acids. Gene Ontology annotation, molecular function: G protein-coupled glutamate receptor binding. Lineage: Eukaryota; Metazoa; Chordata; Mammalia; Primates; Hominidae.